This is a messenger RNA of Rhizophagus irregularis DAOM 181602=DAOM 197198, 788 nucleotides long. RefSeq lists its product as uncharacterized. Gene Ontology annotation, molecular function: protein tag activity; ubiquitin protein ligase binding. Gene Ontology annotation, biological process: protein ubiquitination; modification-dependent protein catabolic process. NCBI's taxonomy places the organism in Eukaryota, Fungi, Glomeromycota, Glomeromycetes, Glomerales, Glomeraceae. Gene Ontology annotation, cellular component: cytoplasm; nucleus. The record is from RefSeq and is a predicted model, not a curated record.
AAAAAAAAAAUUGUUCUUUAUUCUGUAACGAUCAAAUAACAAGGAAAAAAAAAUGAUGAAAUUUACGGUUUUUCUAUGUAUUGAUGAAAAAAUGAAAGUCUCACUUGAGAUUAACUCCGACGAUACCAUCUCUCAAGUGAAGCAAAAAGUAGAAAAACUAAUCCAAGUUAAAACCGAAAAUCAAGAAUUAUUUCUUGGUAAUAAACAACUUAAAGAUAACCUCAAAGUAACCGAUUAUAAAAUUGGUUCAGACGAGAAUAUCAGGCUUGUUCGAAAGGCUGAAGGUGGUAUACAAGUAUUCGUUAAGGAUACUGUUCCAACUUCAACUAAAAGUUCAACCGCUAUUAUCAUCAAUCCAUCCAGCACUGUACACGAUUUGAAAAAAAAAUAUAAUGAAAGGACAGCUUUUCCGAUAGAACACCAGAGACUUAUAUUCAAAGGAAAACAAUUGGAAGAUGAUAGAAAACUGUCGGAAUAUAAAAUUAAACACGAAUCGUGUAUUCAUCUUGUUGCAAGGUUACCCGGAGGCUUUUAAUUAUUUAGUAAGCGCUUCAGCAGGGAACUUAUGGAAUUUAUGGAACUUAUAAAUUAUUUUUUCUGUUAUGUUGCUCAGUUCACACCAUCUUUGAACAUAAUUUGUUGCACAUAUUUUUUUGAUUUACAAAAUGAAAAUUUAUAUGUAAAUUAUCACCUUGUAAUAUUAUAAAUAAAAUAACCCAAUUUUUACUCCACAAAAGGGGGGACAAUAAUUUAUAGAUAAAAAAAAUUUAAUUGGUCUUCUAAAGUAA